Nomia melanderi (Alkali bee) is the source of this 5388-nucleotide messenger RNA. Lineage: Eukaryota; Metazoa; Arthropoda; Insecta; Hymenoptera; Halictidae. The record is from RefSeq and is a predicted model, not a curated record.
AUGAUCUGUGGAUAGAGGUGCGUUGCUUUCAUUGGUUGCAGUGUUACAGCCUGUAUCAAUCGUCAGUUAACCUGUUACGAUCAGUGAACGGAGAGUCUUAGUUUGUAUUGGUUGCAGCGCUGAAGCCUACAGCAAUCGCUAUUUUCCCAUGUACGCUACGAUCAGUGGAUAGUCCCUUAGUUCAUCUUGGUUGCAGCGCCGAAGCCUACAACCAUCGUCGUUUCGCCACGUAUUUCGCAACCAGUAAACAAAAUGCCUUAGUGUCCAGUGGUUGCAGCACUGAAGCCUACAACCAUCGUCAUUUCGCCAUGUAUGCUACAACUAGUGAACGGAGAGACUUAGUUUAUAUUGGUUGCAGUGCUAAAGUGUGUAGCAAUCGUCAUUUUGCCAUAUAUGCUGCAGUCAGUGGAUAGAAUCCGUUAGUUCACACUGGUUGCAGCAUUGAAGCUUACAACCAUCGUCACUUAACCUGCACACGCUACAAUCAGUGGAUAACGUCCCUUAGUCUCCAAUGAUUGCAACACUAAAGCCUACAGCAAUCAUCAUUUUGCCAUAUACACUAUAAUCAGUGGAUAGAGUCCUUUAGUUUCCAAUGAUCGCAGCGUUAAAGCCUACAACCAUCUUACCAUGUAUACUACAAUCAGUGGAUAGAGUCCCUUAGUUUCCAUCGGUUGCAGCACCGAAGCUCACCAUCAUUUUGCCAUAUAUGCUGCAAUCAGUGGAUAGAGUCCUUUAGUUCACGUUGGUUGCAACACUGAAGCCUACAACCGCCGUCAUUUAACCUGCAUACGCUACAGUCAGUGGAUAGAGUGCCUUAGUUACCAAUGGUCGCAGCACCGAAGCCCACAGCAAUCGUCAUUUCGCCGCGCACGCCGCGACCAGUGGACGGAGUGCCUAAGAGUACAGGGGAACCGAGAGAGGGACCACGUGCGUGUGCGACGUGGCCGAGCGGUCGCGUCGGGCAGAAAAGGAGGGAGCACGGCUGGCCGGGACGUAUCGUUAACCGGUACAAGAGGCCCGUUCUCCAGCGUGUGCAAAAGGCACGAGUUUAGUAUCGCGAGUGAACUCGGUCGGCACGCAAGCUGGGAGCGUUACGGGUGUGCUCUGUGUUCGCCGUGUGCAUCGCCGCCGAUCGUGGUCGGCCGAGGAAAAACAUUUAUGGAAGGAUCAACGGUGUCGCGACGCGGCUGAGCAUCGCGGUGCCGUGUUUCUAUUUCCGUGCCAGACUCGCUCUUUGGUAGAGCGACGUGUGUCUCCGACGACAGUGAGUCACAACAGUGGUGGUAGCGUGCACCAGUGUCUUCGGGCACAAAGGAGAGAGGAUCGAGAGAAGAGGAGCGUGUCGCUCCGCGCCGCUGCGAGACCAGAUCCACGGUAGAUCGGUCCGUUAGUCGGCAGGAAUCUUGCGCGAGCGGGCGCAUCCGUGACAGCGGGCGACUCCGGCCGAAGAACAGGAUCAGAAGGAAAAGUUUCCCGGCUGUUCCCAAGGAUUACCUUCCCCUUCGUCGGGCAUGGGUUGCUGCGGCUGCUCGGACGAGAUCUCGUCCAAGGUGGAGCCCACGACGCCGGAGAACCAGGGCACGCCGACCAGACACUCGGAGCAGGUUUUCGUCACCGAUCGAUCGUGCACCGACAUCCUGGCUUUGAUCGUUCUGAUCGCUCUCGCAGUCGGUUACGGCUUUCUGGUGAGCAACGCGCUGAAGAAAGGAGACAUCUACCGCGUGGUGAACGGCUACGAUAACUGCGCAAACGUUUGUGGCCGGGUCACACCCUCGGAAACUGAUCCCCAGUUCAGAUGCAAGGGUGCGGACAAGACGAACGAACGGUACCUGCUGACGACCGUGGGCUCGAGUGGGGUGAAGGAUCGCACCUGCGUGUCCAACUGCACCGAUCAGGUAAUAUUCCUGAAUCGAUGCGUGCCGAAGGACCUGACCGACACGACCACUUCUCUGAUCAAGAAACUUGGUUUGGAAAAUUUCUACAAGGAGGUGUCGAGUGAUCUCACUGUCGCAUGGCGAGAACUGAUCUACCUGCUGCUUAUAGCUUUAGCUAUCUCGCUCGGUAUCUUAAUUGCCUUCCGGUAUAUGGUGCAGUGGGUCGUUUACAUUGUCUUAAUCGGCGCCAUUCUCGCCUGUAUCGGUGGCUCGGCGUACCUCUGGUACGCAUGGUACGGGGAGAAGAAGGCGGUGGGGCAGCACCUAGUACCCGAAGAAGAUUCCAGUGAACAGGCCUACUUCAUUUAUGCGAUCAUCUUGUCCACUGUUACGGUGAUCACGCUCCUAAUUGUCCUGGUGAUGCGGAAAAGGAUCGCCCUGGUGAUGCAGCUGUUCCGCGAGGCGGGCAAGGCGGUGUACGCGAUGCCAGCUUUACUGCUCCAGCCGAUAUACACCUAUGUGCUGAUCGGGUUCACGGUGUGCGCGUGGGCGUACUGUAUGCUGUGGAUCGAGAGCGCCGGCAACAUUUACAUGAACCGGAAACAACAUAUCCACUUCAGAAAAGACACGCUCUUGAUCGUGGGCAGGUGGUACAAUUUGUUCUUCUUCUUCGUGACCUGCGAGUUCCUCCUCGGCUGUCAGCACGUCGUCGUCGCCUGCGCCGUUGCACGAUGGUUCUUUACCAGGGACAAGAAGCGUCUCUCGCUGGCUGUAACACGCGGGUUCGGUUAUCUCGUACGAUAUCACUUAGGUACGGUCGCGUUCGGCGCAUUGGUUAUUGGUAUAGUUCGGCUCAUAAGAGCGAUAAUUUCCUUCGUCCAAAAGCGCCUGAAGCGGUACGAUAACGACCUAGUGAGGGGAAUAUUGUGCUGCUGUCAAUGUUGCCUCUGGUGUUUCGAGUGCGCUCUGAAGUUCCUCACCAGGAACGCUUACAUCGAAACAGCGAUAUACGGUUGCAACUUCUGCACGGGAGGAAGGAAGGCGUUUCACGCGUUGUCGAGCAACAUUUUAAGAGUCGCCGCCAUUAACAGCGUCGGCGACUUCGUUCUCUUUCUGGGAAAGGUUUUGGUCGUUACAUUAACGAUCGUCACGGGUAUUUAUCUCAUGCAGAAGAAAGAGGGUCUCCAUCAUCCGUGGGUUCCAAUCGCGCUCGCCGGAGUGUUCGCCUUUUUGGUGGCGCAUUGCUUCAUCUCCAUUUACGAGAUGGUGAUAGAUACCAUAUUCAUAUGCUUCUGCGAAGACUGCGAGAAAAACGACGGCAUCAGCAGGCCCUACUUCAUGAGCUGUGGAUUAAUGGAAUUCGUGGAGAACAGCAAGAAAGCUUUAAAUUAUCUGGAUCACCAGCCAACCGCUCCUCACUCGUAAUAGAUCAGGCUUAAUGCUCGCUGAAAACCGAUCCAGCUUCGAACUGAGCUUUCAGAUACCUUCGCGGGCCAGCCAGGGAAUCGGCGAAUCAUUCGACAAAGCGAAUACACCGUGCGAUUCCGAGCUUGACGUACUCGUUCCAAUUCUCUCGAGUUUUAUUAAAGCGUACGUGGGAGUCGGCAGUUCCUGCAUCCCGGUUUUCAAUUUGCGCGUACGACGCGCACGUGGCGCGAAGGCUGCCGGUAGCGGCGGACAAUUUUGAUCGGCGUCUGACCUCGUUCCGUAUCUUGCGUUUUCGGGCAGGACGAUGGAAAGGGGCUCAGUGGCAAAAUAAGCGCGGCGGGGAGAAAGACUCGCUGCAUCCGGCGAGCACAGAAAAGGCUGAUAAAAAUGAAAAACAUAUUCUAGAAUAGAGAACGGAAUAUUGGGAGGAUGAUUGACACGUGGAUCAAUUUAUAAGGCUUACAUCGAAAUUCCUUUGUACACAGUAAUUAUUCGUCAGAACUUUGUGUUUAGAUGUAGCAACUUUAUUGUUUCUUGUUCUUUUUAUUCGUAGAGGUUAGCGUAUAUUUAUAUUCGCGUGUGGAACACUCAAGGGAGAACAUAAUUUGUUAGGUUAGGUGGUCGCAGCGGCGGCCAUCUUGACUAUCGGACUUAAGAAGGAACUCGUCGACCCAGAUCUAGACAGCUGAAUUACUCAGUCGAACAGAAGAUACCUCGCACUAUAAUCAGCUCAUCCUUUAUCUUCUCUCAGACGCCGCGCGAGAUAUCCAAAAUGGUGGACAGGCCGUAUUGUCUGAGACUUAAGUUGUCCGCCUUGAAUGGCACCGUACGCGCACACAUUGUUCUUUCGCAGCGACGGAUGAACAUUAUUUGUGUCAUUGCCUUCGUAUUACUUCGCGUCUUCGUGGCUGAAGACUGGCCGAAUAAACGACGGCUUGAAGCAUUUUGCGGCUACGAUCGCGCGCAAUCGAACAAACUCAUUAACAUUCCGAUCAGCGAGAAGUCGAUGUAUUUUUUUAUAGUCGAUCGUCUCUCUAUGACGUGUUUCAACUAGACUUAGGUACGCCGUUUCUAUAUGUUUAUUCGCGUUUGAUAUCAUGCGGUUGCCACCGCAACCAUACGCACAGUGUUCUCUCGUUACUGGGUAUAUAAUUGAAUAUCGUUGUUUCCCGUGAUUUUUUUUAGAGAUAUCGUUGAUACCCUGUAAUUAUCAAACGAGCUUCUGCCAAACAGCGUAAAUGCUAAAGAACGAAUUUUACUUAAGCGUUAACUUAAAUAUUAAACGUUAAGAAUGACCUAUUAUCUUCCUAACAUCGUGUGACUUCUCUGUGUAUAAAUGUACAUCGAUGAACGUGCUUCGAAUCCUUCGUCUUUCGCGAUACAGUUUUACCAAGAUCUAGUUUAAAGUUGAAGACAGGCUUACCUCUCUUGUCGAUUGCUCAAAGUAUCGAGUUUCCACGGUGGAGCCGGGCGUGCGACGUGUAACGAGGGAAUACUGUAAGUUAGUCGGAGAGCGGAGGUAACGACAAGUUGCCGUUAAGUCGCGAGCGUUUCGAUAUUUCGUAAAAGUUUCGUGGAGGACACUCGGCUGCCAGGGACAGUUCGAAAACCUGCCAGUACAGUGUGCGGGAUAGAUCAAAGGCGAUAGCGCACCGGCGAACCGCGGGGGUAGAGAUACGCGGUCCGAUAAUGCGCGACUAUCCGAGUAAUUGCUGGAACAUCGAUCGCCAUGUUGUAUAUAUUUUUUAUUUCACGCGAGCCCGCCCACCAAUGAUGUAUUUCCUCCGCGUAUGUCACGUUUUUUGAUAAUCGAUCGUACGCGACGCGCGAGUGCAGCGUUAUUUUCAACGUACCGCGGAAGCGUUAGCGCCCUGCAGUUGCGAGCUGAUCAAUUACUUCGGGAGAUAGUAUUAUAAUUUUAAUAAAAACCGUUUCAACAUAAACGCUGCGCGUGUGUUUCCUUCUGAGAGAUUUCUUUAUGUUUUCCUAAUGAUUCUGGAUUUCGUUUCCACUGGAAAAGAACUAAGCGAAUACUGCCAUACGAGAGUCUUUGAGAUACCGUGGACUUGUACAGUGUUAAGGAGAA